AUGUCCGCGUGGGCCUCGGGAAGUCUCGCGGAGAAGCUGAAGCGGCAGAAGCUGGCGGCCGCGAACGGCACCGGGCCUGUCGCACCGCCUGCCGCCCCCACGAGUUCGACCGCAGCGGGCGGCGGCAGCGGCGGCAAGGCGAAGAGCGCUGAAGCGCCGCCCCCCGCGCCGUUCUCCCCCCCGCCCGCCGUGAAAGAAAAGCCGGUAGCUUCCCCCGCUAGUGACAAGCCGCAGCAGCAGGAGCCGGCGGCACUCGUCCACCUGGGCCCCAUCGCGCUCCCCGCUGACGUAGCGAAGCUGGUGUCGGCGGAUUGUGACUUCGUCGGCGUUGUGCAGGCGCCGCCGGCGGCGUCGGAGGAGAGUAGGCAACCACCGUCCCCCAAAGGCCCGGAGACGGCGCCCCGGCCCACCGCCUUCGCCGCACAGCCCGAAUGCGACGAGACCCCACAGACGACUGACACAAGCCACCUCUACCCAGUGCACCACCCUCACCACCACCGUCAACAACUUUACCAGCAUCAGCACCAGCAGCAUCAGUAUCAGUAUCAGCCACAGCAGCGCUACAUGCAGCAAGGUAUGCCAGGACAAUCAUACCACAGUGCAUACAGCUCAGUACCGUAUCAGAUGAGCCCGAACGCCAUGCCGUACCGCCCACGCAUGUACAACGGGUAUCCAGGCAUGAAUAUGGGCAUGGGUAUUUACGGUGGGAUUAAUGAAUAUGGUGGUUUCUCGCUUCAGGCUAGACACGCAUACUACCCACCGCCGCAGAACCCUAUGGGCCCGUACACACCACCGCAUCAACACUAG
Trypanosoma conorhini is the source of this 807-nucleotide messenger RNA. RefSeq lists its product as uncharacterized. Bases 1 to 807 code for a protein of 268 amino acids. Lineage: Eukaryota; Euglenozoa; Kinetoplastea; Trypanosomatida; Trypanosomatidae. The transcript has a single exon. The record is from RefSeq and is a predicted model, not a curated record.